UUUCACCAAUGACUGGAAGAUGAUCUUACUAUUCGUGACAGCUGAUGAUCCUUGUGGCUUCUGCGUUCAGGAAGACCACACAGAAAACACAAUGCAAGAACUGACUGCGGCUCUGGACUAUUUACAUCAACAGCUUCCAAAAACAUUUGUUAGUCUGGUGGAUCUAAGUUUGCUGAGUGGCCUCUACCUGUCGUAUCCAGAUAAUGCAGAGAUCAGGAAAUCCUGUGAGUGUUUCAGUAAACCUUCAGACUUCCAUAAAGCCAUGUUCCGCUUCACCUUCCAGUCUUCCCUUGAGAAACUAAUAAGUUCGGAGAGAUACGACACGAGGGAGGACUUCACCGUGGCCUUACACCCUGUGCUCCACAUGACUGAUUCUGAGAAGAAGAACAUUCACACCUAUGGGGACGUUUACGAAGUACAGUGCUCCCAGCAGGACUCCGUCUUCUUGAACACACAUAAGAACAGUCCGUACCUGUGGCUGAAGGACAUGAUGGAUGUUAAAGAGAGUCGGGCGCAGCCGCGAGUUUACGGUUCCAAUUUCACCUGCCAAGAUCGAGCGCCAUCAGCCACCAUCCCAACGUCAGUUCACAGCCUGAGACCUGCGGAUUUUAAAAUAAUCGCUGCAUUGGGAGACUCGAUUACUGCAGGCAAUGGUGCUGGCGCGUUCGUUCUGGAUGUUUUAGAUGUGGUGACUGAGUAUCGUGGACUAUCCUGGAGCAUCGGUGGGGAUGAAGACCUCAGUAAUAUAACCACCAUAGCAAACAUCCUUCGGGAGUUCAACCCCAAUAUACAAGGUUACUCCAUAAAGAAGGGAUCUCAUCAUGUAAUCAACUCAAGGCUAAACCGGGCCGUUCCUGGAGCAAGAGCUGACGAUAUGCUUGAGCAGUCCAAAUUAUUGGUGGAAAAGCUGAGACAAAUGGAGCAAAUCAACUAUACGGAAGACUGGAAGCUCCUGACUAUCUUCAUCGGAGGAAACGACUUGUGCGGUAUCUGCAAUAAUCCGGUUAGACAAUCUCCAGAACAGUUUGUGAACUACAUUAAGCAGGCUCUGGACUAUCUGCAUCAAGAGGUCCCGAGGAUGUUCGUCAAUCUAGUGACCGUUUUGGACAUUUUUCCCCUGAAAGAACUCUACGAUAAUAGGGAAACUCAUUGCCCAAGGAAUCUCAUGAGCGCUCUGUGUGGGUGUGUGGUCGAUAACCCAGAAGGUUCUACUGAAAUCUCAACUCUUAUAUUAUUCAACAAGCAAUACCAAGAAAAAACUCGCCAGUUGGUGGAAACCGGAUGGUACGACACCAAAGACGAUUUCACUGUUGUCAUUCAGCCAUUUUUGGAGCAUCUUGUAAUACCAAGAAAUAGUAAGGGCCAUCCUGACAGAUCCUUCAUGGCUCCAGAUUGCUUCCAUUUUGGAGAGAAGGCUCACGCUCAGGGUGCACGGGCCCUAUGGAGAAACAUGUUUGAACCUGUGGGACAGAAGACAGAUAACCAGUCGCUGGAUGAAAACGUCAAAAUAUUCUGCCCCCCUGCGAAUGAUCCUUUUGUGAAGACUGCAAAGAACAGUAACUAUGUCUAUCCCACCGUUACCAUUGACCCAGUGUACGGGAGCAAAGUGGAAUGUGCAGACCGCAGUCCUUCUCCGACAAAUCCCACCUCCGUUCACAGUCUUCGACCAGCAGACGUUACCGUUGUUGCAGCACUUGGCGAUUCCCUGACCGCUGGUAAUGGAAUUGGCUCGGAUCCCAAAGAUGUCCUUGAUGUCAUCAAACAAUAUCGCGGGCUAUCAUGGAGCAUUGGAGGAGAUUCAACUCUAGCCAAAGUCACCACCUUACCAAAUAUUCUACGAGAGUUUAACCCUUUUGUUACGGGACACUCGUUGGAGGCUGGAAACAGCAGCACGUACAAUGCGUUUCUCAAUAGGGCUGUUCCAGGAGCCAAAGCUUAUGAUAUGCCCGCUCAGGCACGAGCUCUGAUCGACCAGAUGAAGAUUGACAAGAGAGUUAAUUUCAACGAGACCUGGAAAGUGAUUACGGUGUUUAUCGGAGCCAACGACUUGUGCGCUUCCUGUACAGACAGCAAUGUCUUCUCGGCGUCAUCUUACGUCAACAACAUCCGGAGGGCCCUGGAUAUUCUUCAUCAGGAGGUUCCCAAGGCUUUCGUCAACCUGGUGGAGGUGAUGGACAUCAUCCCCCUGAGAGAAGCCGUGCUGGAUAACCGCGUGGACUGUCCGGUUUUACUUUCAAGCAUGCUGUGUCCAUGUCUGCUGAGCGUCCAGGCCAGUACUCAGGAGUUUGAAGAUAUGAAGAGCAUCAAUCACGCCUAUCAGCAAAGUCUCAGAGAUUUCGUUGAUUCCGGAAGAUACGACACCAGAGAAGACUUCACGGUGGUGCUCCAGCCGUUUUUCCGAAAUACGAAAAUUCCAUACCUUCCGACAGGAGAACCCGAUAUUUCCUAUCUUGCCCCGGACUGUUUCCAUCUCAGCCAGAAAGCUCACACUCAGCUGGCGAGGAAGCUCUGGAACAAUAUGCUUGAACCUCUUCAGCAGAAGACGGACAGUCUGGAUUUUACUGAGAAUAUCGAGCUGAAGUGUCCUACACAGGCACAGCCAUACUUGCGGACAUCCAAGAACAGCAACUACCAGUACCCCGCCCCACCGCCCACAACGAGCCCCAUUAAUAACUGGGGCAGCGAUAUGGAGUGUCGCGGAUUCACCGCCGUAUCUAAUACUGUUCCCAAGUCUGCCCAUCAGCUCCGUCCGGGAGACAUCAAGGUGGUGGCAGCUUUGGGUGAUUCACUGACGGCGGCUUUUGGUGCCAAAUCCACAUCACUGCUGAACCUGGCUACAGAGUGGAGAGGACUGUCCUGGAGUAUCGGAGGAGAUGGGACUCUGGAGACUUACACAACAAUACCAAACAUUCUAAAGAAAUUUAAUCCGAACAUAAAGGGGUUCUCCACCGGCAUUGGCCCAACUAACCUUAUGUUCAAUGUGGCAGUCGGUGGCGCCAAAGCUGAAAACAUUCCAGCUCAAGCUGAGAAUCUAGUAAAGAAGAUGAAGGAAAGUACAGACAUCAACUUUGAAGAAGAUUGGAAAUUGAUCACGAUUUUUAUCGGGGGCAACGACCUGUGUCAGUACUGCAGGAAUCGGGAGCGGUAUUCACUGGCCAAUCACGUGAAGCAUAUCGAGACCGCGCUGAAUACCUUCUACAAAGAGAUUCCUCGCGUUCUCAUAAACCUGGUGCAAAUCAUGGAGAUCGAGGGACUGCGCACAGUCAAUGCGGAAACCUUUGGCUGCAGCAUCUUAAAGCCGAAUGCCUGUCCCUGCUUCAUUAACCCACCUGACGGAUCCUAUGAAUUGAGCGAAAUGAAGAAAUUCAACAGAGAUCUGCAGAUACAUGUAGCGGCCCUGGCCGAGAAAUUCCAAGACCGGGAGGAUUUCGCUGCAGUGGCUCAGCCGUUCUUCACAAACACCGUGGUGCCUGUGGAUGGUGACGGGAUGCCGGACAUAAGCUACUUCGCUGUGGAUUGUUUCCAUUUCUCAGAGAGGGGACACGCUGAGAUGGCCAUCGCCCUGUGGAAUAACAUGAUAGAGCCGGUCGGCCAGAAGCUGAGCUACAACAACUUCACCCACAGCCGCGCCAAACUGAGGUGUCCGACCAAUGAGCACCCGUACCUCUACACCCUGAAAAACAGCGGACUCCCCCAGGUCGAGGCGCCAUCUCCGGACGAUGGAGACAACGGCGAUCAGGUGCCAAUGUGGUCGGUGAUUGUGGCUUCCAUUGGGGGCGUGGCUCUGGGAUGCAUUGUUGUGGGGAUCGCGAUGUCCAUGAAAAACCGGAGGAGAUCCAAAAAGAAGCAACGAAUGAGCGAAAGCGGCUCCUCCUUCUGAAGCGGAGAGGGGGUCAUGUGACGUCCAUUAGAUCCGGGACAUAAUAUUAUGUACAGAGGUUUUAGGAAUAAGUUUUGUAAAAUUCCAAAUAACCGCAAAUGUUAAUUCACUUACAUAAUACCGUUCAUAGUGCACCCCCUGCCCAUGCUGUCUACACUCCAGCUGCCUCCAGAGCUGCACUCACUAUUCUGCUGGUCACCACUCAGCACUGUAGAACACUAGGUACCCCGUACAGUACUGCACUGCAUUGUGGGGGAUGUAGCUUUCCAACCUUAAAGGGGUUAUCUGGGAUCAGAAAAACAUAGCUGCCUUUCAACAGAAACAGCGCCACCCCCCUGUCUUCAGGUUGUGUGCUGUAUUACAGCUCAGUUCCAUUAAAGUGAAUGGAGUUGUAAUGCCAGACACAACCUGAGGAUAAAAGUGGCACUAUUUUGGAAGAAAGCAGCUGUUUCUUUUUUUUUUUUUUUUUC
Molecule: messenger RNA, 4350 nt
Organism: Hyla sarda
Lineage: Eukaryota; Metazoa; Chordata; Amphibia; Anura; Hylidae
Gene: PLB1
Product: phospholipase B1
Exons: 49
Coding region: 20-3880 (1286 amino acids)
Biological process (GO): phospholipid metabolic process
Molecular function (GO): glycerophospholipase activity
Source: RefSeq, a predicted model, not a curated record